UGUACCUACUGCCACUGCGAACACGUACACAUCCUCAUAACAUUUCCAUCAAUUAUCUGAUAGCCCAGAUGACCCAGUCCAUCCCCCACACCUCAUCGAACAGUUCCACUGCAAUACAAACGCACGCUGCCUCUCUCCCAUACAGGCCCAUCACGCCUUCGCCGAGUGUGGGUCCUGGAGUUGCACACGAUUCGGUCCCAACGCAAGAUGGCUAUUACCCAUCUGCGGUAGCCGAUGUCCCGCGUGCUACCCAUGUUGAUUCAUACCCACCAGCUGCGGCUACCCCUCCCACACAACAACAAUCUGCGCCCCUCUCGUACGAUCAACCCUUCCUAUCGAGUUCUUCUCCAGGGAGCACGACCCAUUACGCUCCACAGCCUCCGUCCUCUCUGUUGCCAGAGACCAUCCUCGCAGAGGCCGCUGAAGACCCAAAUGUCUGGAGUCUCAUCAAUGAGUCGGGGGGCAUUUUGGAUCCCGAACUUCUUAUCUACGAAUAUCUUGCAGAUGCUGCCGAAGACCCUUAUUUUUGCAAGUUUCCAAUCAGGACCCUUUUGAUAUGUUCUUGGCUAAACAUUUCUUAUGGGAACGCUCUAUACCAACGAUCUCCCUCUGAAUUAGUACCUCUCUCUUCUGCUUUCAUCAACAACGAGAUGUAGAGUUCAUUUCAUAUUUCACUUCUGUAUCACCUAUCUACCGUCCUUUCCAUGGUUUACUCUCUGCUGUCGCCUAUUCAUGUAUAGCAUCACACAUACUAUGCCAAUAUAGCUACCUUUCGUUCAUUUAAA
Molecule: messenger RNA, 785 nt
Organism: Suillus discolor
Lineage: Eukaryota; Fungi; Basidiomycota; Agaricomycetes; Boletales; Suillaceae
Exons: 2
Coding region: 69-656 (195 amino acids)
Source: RefSeq, a predicted model, not a curated record